GUGACUACCUGAAUACAGCAUAUCGACUCGGCCAGCAUGGCGGCGCCCGAAAGUGGCAAAUGUGGCUUUUUCGUGGAGAAAAAGAAACGCUUUUGUAAAAUGGUCGUUGCCAAAGGUAAAAGGUUCUGUGGAGAACAUGCGACCAUGGAAGAAGGCGGCAGCAGCAAGAGGAUUCUUUGCCCUCUGGACCCCAAACACACGGUCAGUGAAGACAAACUGGACAAACACUUGAAGAAAUGUAACUCCAGAGUCAAACCAAAGCCCCAAUAUUAUGUGGAGGACAUCAACGCUGGCUCAGCUAACCAAGACCACGACGGCGCCCAAGGGGUGAGUCUGUGUGAACAAACCACGACUCAGUUACGACACCUGCUGGACAAAUUGAAGACUGCUACAAAAGCUCUCGACUGUCAGCUGGAGGAGAGCUUCCUGUCUCAUCCUGUCUUUCAAGAGGAACUUAAUAACCCCAAAAAUGGAGACUCCGCCCACAAGCACCUGAAGCAGCAGGCUUCCAUCGUAGCACACCUGGAGACGCUGGGCUUGCUGGGACGCGGGCGGUGCUUCGUGGAGUUCGGGGCAGGUCGAGGGAAACUCUCCCACUGGAUCCACGAAGCCCUGAAGACCACAGAGCAGCCGGCAGACUUGGACGACCUGCAGAUGCUUCUGGUGGAAAGAAGCAGCACCCGCUUUAAGGUGGACGGGAAGCAUCAGGACGCCGGCGUGGAGUUUGCCAGGCUGCAGAUCGACAUCCAGCACCUGGAUCUGAGUAAAGUUCCGCUGCUGGAACGCCGGUUGCCGCUGGUCGGAGUGGGGAAACAUUUAUGUGGCGCGGCGACAGAUCUCGCUCUUCGCUGCUUGCUGGAAACAUCGGCGCCUCAACGCGGACCGCCAAGGAAGCGCCUCAAAAUGUCAGACGAGAGUCCCGGGCACUGCGCGUCCCCCCCAGUGCUGGGCCUGGCGGUGGCGCUGUGCUGUCACCACCGCUGCGAGUGGCGCCACUACGUGGGUCAGCAGUUCUUUUCGGACCUGGGCCUGGGUCCCGCCGAGUUUUCCGGGUUCUGCCGCAUGUCCAGCUGGGCCACGUGCGGCCUUCGCGCCGCCGAUCGGAGUGCGGACGAAGAACACGAGCCGAUAGAAGAGACAGACGAGGCGCUCGGGUUUCUGUCGCCGGCCGAGCGCGAGCAGGUGGGACGCCGCUGCAAACUUCUGAUCGACAGCGGGAGAAUCCACUUCCUGCGCAGCCGAGGAUUCCACGGCCGACUCACUUGUUACGUCGGCAGUCACGUGACCCUGGAGAAUGUCCUGCUGACGGCCACGCCCUCCCAUGUUUGACUUUGUUGCUAAUAAAACCUCAUUUUGACGCCACUCAG
Messenger RNA from Nerophis lumbriciformis (worm pipefish), 1367 nucleotides. It is a transcript of the gene trmt13, whose product is annotated as tRNA methyltransferase 13 homolog. NCBI's taxonomy places the organism in Eukaryota, Metazoa, Chordata, Actinopteri, Syngnathiformes, Syngnathidae. Gene Ontology annotation, biological process: tRNA methylation. The record is from RefSeq and is a predicted model, not a curated record.